Messenger RNA from Uncinocarpus reesii 1704, 1290 nucleotides. RefSeq names its product transcription factor iws-1. Bases 1 to 1290 code for a protein of 429 amino acids. Gene Ontology annotation, cellular component: nucleus. Gene Ontology annotation, biological process: poly(A)+ mRNA export from nucleus. The transcript has 4 exons. Lineage: Eukaryota; Fungi; Ascomycota; Eurotiomycetes; Onygenales; Onygenaceae. The record is from RefSeq and is a predicted model, not a curated record.
AUGUCUGCAUCUACAGAACCCCAAGCGGAAUCCCCUCUGGUCGAUUCUCCCACUGUUGAGAACGAAGAGCCUGUGGCAAAUGAGGUCAUCUCGACGGACCAUCUCGCUGCCGCAGAUCUUUCAGACGACGAAUCCGUUCUUUCCGAUGUCGAUGAAGCGCAGUUCGAAGGCUUCGAUCCCACCAAUAUCGCCAUCGAUGAUCGUCCGGCUCUCGCAAUCGAUGAAGAGAAUUUAAAGUUAAUCGGUCGCCAUAAGCGCAGAAGAACGGAUGAGGAUGAGGAUGCACAGCGCAAAAAAAAGAAGAAGGAGUCUAAACGUGAGAGAAAGAGUCGUAGAAAGCAAAGGGAUAGCGAUGAUGCGUUUAGUGGAGGGGAAACAUUGGAAGGCAAACGCUCAAGGAAGCGAAAGGACGGUAGAGAAAGGAGUUCUAAGGUGGUCGAGGAGGUGAACGAGGAGGAUCUGGACCCGGCUACAAGACGACGUCGUGCCUUGGACAGGGUUAUGGACGAGGCGUUGAAGAAGCCGACUAAGCGCCGUGCAAGAAAGGCUGACGGAAUCGAUCUUGCUGAUCAAGCAGAUGCAGAAAUCGAAGAUGUUCGCCGACGGAUGACUGAUGCAGCUAGACUUGACAGCAUUGCUCGCAGAGAGAAUCGCCCUGCACAACACAAGUUGAAAAUGCUUCCUGAAGUUUCAUCGCUUUUGAAUCGCAACCAAUUCGUUAGUAGCUUGGUUGACCCAGAAAUCAACCUUCUCGAAGCUGUCAAGUUUUUCCUUGAGCCCCUAGAUGAUGGUUCUUUACCAGCGUACGACAUUCAGCGAGAGCUCUUUGCGGCAUUGGCAAAACUUCCAAUUACUAAAGAUGCUUUGAUCGCCAGUGGUAUCGGCAAGGUUAUCGUGUUCUAUACCAAAAGCAAACGACCGCAGGUUGGAAUUAAGCGCCAAGCGGAGCGACUGCUGGCGGAAUGGACCCGCCCUAUUUUGCAGAAGAGUGAUGAUUAUUCCAAGAGAGUCUAUGAGGAGGUUGAUUUCGAUCCAAGCCAACUCGCUCUACGCCAUCGACAGGUAUCCGCCCAAGUUACCGCAGCUGAAGCUCGUGCAAGAGAAUUGCUUCCUCCUCGUUUGGCAAAUCGUGCUCGAGCCGAAGCUGGUUAUACGACCUAUACUGUUGUGCCCCGCUCCGUCAUGGUCCAGGAAAAUAAAUUUGCUCGCCCCUUGGGUGCGAGUGGUGAGGAUCGUUUCAGACGGAUGAAAGCAAGACAGGUGGCAGCGAGCAAAGCGUCGAGGAGAUAA